Messenger RNA from Camelina sativa (false flax), 1041 nucleotides. NCBI's taxonomy places the organism in Eukaryota, Viridiplantae, Streptophyta, Magnoliopsida, Brassicales, Brassicaceae. The record is from RefSeq and is a predicted model, not a curated record.
AUGAGUUAUGUAACUGUUCAUGUUCAAGGCAGAGACCUCACAUCUGGGACUAUCCUCCAUGGUUCUAUGCAUCUGGUUGAUCUUGCAGGAAGAGGAUCAGCCAAGACGAUCAUGGAUCUAAGUGGACCAGAAGUUGUUGAAGCGCCUGAUGAUGUUGCGGAUGGAGCUGCACUCUCAGCUUUCCAGUACUUUGAAAACAUCAGGAACUUUUUAGUUGCUAUUGAGGAUAUGGGUUUGCCUUCAUUUGAAGCUUCAGAUAUGGAGAAGGUUGUUGAAGCGCCUGAUGAUGUUGCGGAUGGAGCUGCACUCUCAGCUUUCCAGUACUUUGAAAACAUCAGGAACUUUUUAGUUGCUAUUGAGGAUAUGGGUUUGCCUUCAUUUGAGGCUUCAGAUAUGGAGAAGGGAGGCAAGUCUGUAAGGAUAGUGAACUGCAUUCUUGCUCUGAAAUCUUACAGUGAGUGGAAACUCAAAGGUGAAAAUGGUCCAUGGAGGUAUGGAUCCAACAUGAAGAAUAACUUUGGUUUGAGAAAACCAUUCCUGAGGAAAAAUUCUGAGCCCUUCAUGAGUUCCAUAUCAAGAACUGAUCAACCUGAUGUUGGGCAAGAUCUUUGUGACAAAGGAGAUUCUAGAUCCAUAAAUGGGCUUCUUCGGUCAUUCAUUGCAGACAGAAAGCAUGACGAUAUUCCAAAUGUUGUAGAGUCUGUGUUGAACAGAGUUAUGGAAGAAGUCCACCAGCGGUUAUCAAUCCACAAUGAAAUGAUGAAAUCAAGUUCAAAACCUAUUAUAGAAGAUGUAUCAUCCUGUGAGACAGUGGUCCGGUCUCAGCAGUGUGAUGCAAGUGAAGAUGAGGAAGCAGAAGAAAACAGUCCGUCCCAGGUUGUAGAAGAAAAGUUUCAAAGGACACAUUUUGAACAUUACGAAGAACAAGAGAUUCUUCGGAAUCAACAAAAACACAUCCAGGAGUUGAAGCAAACCUUAAACACUACAAAAGCGGGAAUGCAGUUACUGCAGAUGAAGUAUCNGCUGGUCUCAGCAGUGUGA